Cercocebus atys (sooty mangabey) is the source of this 803-nucleotide messenger RNA. RefSeq names its product ataxin-3-like. The coding region runs from base 42 to 281 and encodes 79 amino acids. The transcript is spliced from 2 exons. Gene Ontology annotation, biological process: protein deubiquitination. The record is from RefSeq and is a predicted model, not a curated record. Gene Ontology annotation, cellular component: nucleus. Gene Ontology annotation, molecular function: cysteine-type deubiquitinase activity. NCBI's taxonomy places the organism in Eukaryota, Metazoa, Chordata, Mammalia, Primates, Cercopithecidae.
GGUGGUUCGGCGUGGGGGCCGUUGGCUCCAGACAAAUAAACAUGGAGUCCAUCUUCCACGAGAAACAAGAAGGCUCACUUUGUGCUCAACAUUGCCUGAAUAAUUUAUUGCAAGGAGAAUAUUUUAGCCCUGUGGAAUUAUCCUCAGUUGCACAUCAGCUGGAUGAGGAGGAGAGGAUGAGAAUGGCAGAAGGAGGAGUUACUAGUGAAGAUUAUUGCACGUUUUUACAGCAGCCUUCUGGAAAUGUGGAUGACAGUGGUUUUUUCUCUAUUCAGAAAUGAAAGAUCAUUUAUAUGCAAUUAUAAGGAACACUGGUUUACAGUUAGAAAAUUAGGAAAACAGUGGUUUAACUUGAAUUCUCUCUUGACGGGUCCAGAAUUAGUAUCAGAUACAUAUCUUGCACUUUUCUUGGCUCAAUUACAACAGGAAGGUUAUUCUGUGUUUGUUGUUAAGGGUGACCUGCCAGAUUGCGAAGCUGACCAACUCCUGCAGAUGAUCAGGGCCCAACAGAUGCACCGACCAAAACCUAUUGGAGAAGAAUUAGCACAACUGAAAGAGCAAAGAGUUCAUAAAACAGACCUGGAACGAGUGUUAGAAGCAAAUGAUGGCUCAGCAAUGUUAGAUGAAGAUGAGGAGGAUUUGCAGAGGGCUGUGGCACUAAGUCGCCAGGAAAUUGACAUGGAAGAUGAGGAAGCAGAUCUCCGCAGGGCUAUUCAGCUAAGUAUGCAAGUUCCAGAAAUAUAUCUCAAGAUAUUCCAUGGACAUCAGGUACAAACCUUACUUCAGAAGAGCCUUGGAAGAGA